AGGCAGACCGGGAGCGCGCGCAGAUCCGCCCUCCAGACGCCAUUUCUCGAACGGUGUGGGGAGCUGAAGCAGCCUUUACACCAAUCCCGGGAAGGAAGAGAAAACACAAUGAACUGAAACAUUUCUAAAUCUUUUCGAUCUUCUAGUCUCAUGGAAAAGUCGUGCGUCAUAUAGGGGAGCAAGGUGGGAAACUUUCUGUUGCGAGAUUAUUCAGAAUUCGUUGUGUGUGAAGACGUGUUGCGGGCCGCCAUUUUUGUUACAGCCUUCAAAGUCUGUUGGGAGUCUAAAUAAGAGACGCAACUCUUCCGUACUUUGGUGUAAUACACGAAGAAAAACUCGCUGUUGGACGCAACUGAUAUAUGUCGCUCGAAUCGUUAUGCAAGGCGAUUUAUUAACAUAUUAUGCUUCAUCCUGAGCGGACUGUGACGGAAGACGGCUAGCUGGCUAACGCGUUAUAUUGUCUCAUAAGCUACAGCUACUUUCACGGAAGAGAGAGCGGAAAGGGGAACUUUGACUCCAAAUACGCGUUUUUGGGUUCGUUACGAACUUUUGCGGUUGUUUAAACCUGUUCUACGCCCGUCGUGAUUCUUGUGUUGGUGGAAAAUUUAGCAAUGCAUCAAAGUUGGUUGACGCCAGUCGCAGCCUGUCUGGUCAAACGUCAGGUUGCGGUUCAGUAAGGUUUGGACUGUCGGGUCAGAAAGCGUUCGGUCGCUUGUAAGUAUAGGCGUUUGCUGUUUUAAUUUAUUGCUCGUUUCUGUUUUCUUUUCGAGUUCAUCAGUGACAAGUCUAUUUCGAACUAACAUGUCGUCUGCACGGUUCGACUCCUCGGACCGAUCUAGCUGGUAUUUCGGGCCGGUUUCGAGACAGGAGGCGCAGAAUAGGCUUCAGGGACAGAGACAUGGGAUGUUUUUGGUGCGGGAUUCGUCCACCUGUCCUGGUGAUUAUGUACUGUCAGUGUCCGAAAACUCCAAAGUUUCUCACUAUAUCAUCAACUCUUUGCCAAACAAGAGAUUCAAGAUAGGUGACCAAGAGUUUGAUAAUCUACCUGGCCUUUUAGAGUUCUAUAAAAUACAUUAUCUGGAUACGACCACCCUGAUAGAGCCAGCACCAAGGUACCCCAGUACCCCUCUGCCCAGUGGUCCUAUUCAGCCAUCCGGGGGAAUCGGAGAUGAAAACCAGGAGUAUGUGCGAACUCUUUAUGACUUCACUGGUAGUGAUGCUGAAGACCUUCCUUUCAAGAAGGGUGAAGUCCUAAUUAUUCUGGACAAGCCUGAGGAGCAGUGGUGGAGUGCCAAGAAUAAAGAAGGCAGAGUAGGCAUGAUUCCUGUUCCCUAUGUAGAAAAGCUGGUGAGACCUUCGCAUCAUCCCGGUCAGCCUGGCCAUGGCUCACGAAAUUCCAAUAGCUACGGCAUACCUGAGCCAGCGCACGCCUAUGCUCAGCCUCAGACUCCAUCGCCCAUUCCCCCCAUCACACCCGGCGCUGUUAUCAACCCACUGCCGUCCAUGCAGAACGGGCCAGUAAUGGCCAAGGCUAUCCAGAAACGAGUGCCAUGUGCAUAUGACAAGACUGCCUUAGCACUGGAGGUGGGUGACAUUGUGAAAGUGACUAGGAUGAACAUCAGUGGUCAGUGGGAAGGGGAGGUAAAUGGCCGGAGAGGUUUAUUCCCUUUUACCCAUGUGAAAAUAUUGGACCCCCAAAACCCAGAUGAGAGUGAAUGAUCUGGACCAUGCUCUGUCAGCACCCCGUCAGCUCGCCGGACUCCAUCAAGUCACAGCCGGUAUUACGCUUGCCUGCCUUGGGGCUCAGCCGUGGUGCAUUUCUCAAACCAUUUGCGUGGCUUCUGACUGUUUACAGCUCUGAAAUCAAACGGUUGUUAAUCCCCCCCCUCACCUGGUUGCAGGUGGAUCAGUAUUUUUUAUUUUAUUUUUAUUUUUUUGUCUGCCCUUAAUAUCCUGUUAUUUCCACACAUCUGCCAUCUGUUCCUGUGACAAGGUGAAAUGAGGCCUCCAACAUUGACCUAAGCCUUCCUGCCUGCAGUUUUCUGCCUUUAGCUUUGACUUUUGCUAGCUGAAAUAUAUUAAGAAAGGGAUUAUGAUAAUUAUACCCUCUGGUUUGAUUGCCAAUUGUUUACAUGUUUGGUCCAAAAAGUUGUCUUUUAUUUUGUCUUGUUCAUUUUCAACAAAAUCCUAAUGAUACUGAAAUGACCCUUGGUAAUAGCCAUGACUUGAAGAUGAGGGUAUGACUUUGCAGGAUCUUAGAAUAGCGACAACUGCACCACUCCUGAUUGACCUUAGAAACGGACUCAACUAGUAUGUGGGACUAGUCUACUGUAACCUUUUUAUUUGUGCCAUAAUAACUUAUCUGUAAAUUGCAGUAGUAGUGUAGCUAGAUGGUUGUGUCUCGACUCGGGGGAUCUUUUGAAUGGUGAAGGGUUUGCCUGUGGAGCUUUUCGCAUCCAGUUGUGACUGGGGAGUAAAAACGCACCUCAUCUAUUCCAUUGGACAAGCUGGAAAUGUUCACCUGUGCAAUCGUGAGCUCAUCUCGACUUCCCCUCAUCCUCUUCUACUCUGGUUACAGUAAAGUCUGGAUCUUGCUCUUUUACAUGACUGUUACAUCACAAGGUCUCUGCUACAACUUUGACAUUUUCUGCCCAAUUUUGAUUCAGCAAUCUGACACGCACACAACGUUUUGGUUUUGUCCAUCUGUAAUCUGUUUCAAAUUUAGCCAGAUGUUGAAUCAAGCAUUUACUGUGUGUUGAAAUAAACUGGCAAUUUCUUAAAAGGGAUUUAAAAAGCCUGCUGGUGGCCUCUGUGCAUAACCUUCUGGCCAAGAGGUUAAAUGCUGCUUCAUGUUACGUUUUAUUUGUCUUGUCGAUUUUUCUUUUUCUCUCCUUUUUGAAAUGAUCUCCUAUUUUUGUCUGGUUUACAUCCGUAGCAUCAAGUUAAAGUUAAAACAUUCAUAUUAAGCAAUAGACCAGCCCGUAUCUUAAGUGCUCAAAUAAUUUAAGUUUCAAAUGCAUACUUUUUCCUUUUUUGUCUUGGCUAAGGCUUUAACAGUAUUACUGUUUAUUGUUUUACAUUACAAAAUAUCCAUGUGGUCUCGUUUGUUUAAAAUGAAAAUUUGUGCCUUUUAUUUUCUUACACCAUUUACAUGUUAAUAAUAUUUCCCAUGGUUAACACCUGUGCUGGUGUAUUACCCAUUAUGUACAGAACGAGUAAAUAAAAUUUAUGUCUACAUCUCUG
Messenger RNA from Pimephales promelas (fathead minnow), 3243 nucleotides. RefSeq names its product CRK like proto-oncogene, adaptor protein (gene crkl). The record is from RefSeq and is a predicted model, not a curated record. NCBI's taxonomy places the organism in Eukaryota, Metazoa, Chordata, Actinopteri, Cypriniformes, Leuciscidae. Gene Ontology annotation, molecular function: signaling adaptor activity; receptor tyrosine kinase binding. Gene Ontology annotation, biological process: positive regulation of ERK1 and ERK2 cascade; cell migration; enzyme-linked receptor protein signaling pathway. Gene Ontology annotation, cellular component: cytoplasm.